AGCAGAGUGAGUUGGUGUUGUGAGACGUAAUUUAGCAGCCAUGCAGUGGAGAGCGAUGGAAAUCAAUCCUGAGAUGCUGAACAAAGUUUUGGCCCAGUUGGGUGUGUCUGGUGCCUGGAAAUUUGUGGAUGUCUUGGGAUUUGAGGAUGAAUCUCUGAACAAUGUUCUCACACCAGUCUGUGCAUUACUGCUACUUUUCCCCCUUACCCCACAGCAUGAAAACUUUAGAAAGUGCCAAAUAAAGGAGCUGCAAGAGAAGAAUGCAAACAAUAAAGUGUAUUUCUUAAAACAGACCAUUGGUAAUUCCUGUGGCACAGUUGGGCUUAUUCAUGCUGUGGCUAAUAAUAAAGAUAAAUUUAAUUUUGCUGAAAACUCUGUGUUAAAUGGUUUUAUCGAACAAACUGCUGCACUUUCACCUGAAGAAAGGGCAAUUCACCUAGAAAAAAAUGAGGCUAUAAAGUCUGCUCACAACUCUGUGGCUGCUGAAGGACAAUGCAGGGAGAACAGUGAUGUAAACUUUCAUUUUAUAUUGUUCACUGCUGUUGAUGGACAUCUUUAUGAGUUGGAUGGCAGACUUCCUUCCCCUGUGGAACAUGAUCCAACCGCUGAAGGCACUUUACUAAAGGAUGCAGCCAAAAUAUGCAGACAGUUUACUGAGCGUGAACAAGGAGAAGUUCGUUUUUCUGCUGUGGCUCUAAGCAAAUCUGCUUAACUUUGCGAAUACAAAGCACCUUAAUUCGGUAUACACUUGUAGACUGUGCAGCUUGAUUAUCUGUUCAGAGAAGUCAUUCCCUUUCUUGCUCCGUGCACUUGUGUGUACAAAGUGCUGAUCUGCACAUAUGGGUACAAAUCUAAAUGUAGUUGCUGUGAUCUGAUGCUUUACUUGCCUUUUCAAUUUGUAAUUGCUAACCACUUAAGUGCCACGCCUUGUUCUGUUGAAAUAAAACGCUGUUUCCAACUAAA
Xenopus laevis (African clawed frog) is the source of this 963-nucleotide messenger RNA. It is a transcript of the gene uchl1.S, whose product is annotated as ubiquitin C-terminal hydrolase L1 S homeolog. Gene Ontology annotation, biological process: protein deubiquitination; ubiquitin-dependent protein catabolic process. Gene Ontology annotation, cellular component: cytoplasm; endoplasmic reticulum membrane. Gene Ontology annotation, molecular function: cysteine-type deubiquitinase activity. The record is from RefSeq and is marked provisional. NCBI's taxonomy places the organism in Eukaryota, Metazoa, Chordata, Amphibia, Anura, Pipidae.